AUGGCUACCGCAGAGUCCUCGCGGACGAUUAACCAUAAGCUCAACGAAUUGUUGAGCAAAAGCAAUAUAUCCAAAUCCAAGCUAGAUGCUUCCACGGCCUUGAACUACCUGGCCAUCUUGAAGUCCAACAUUUUGGGUAAAGACAAACAAGAAAAGGUCAACUCUAUUGUGGUUCUUGCUAAAUUGCUCGACUGCAUUUCAGCUCCCGGAUCUGAGGCCGUGCUGCCUCACUUCGUGGAUAUUUUGGACGAAACUUUGUUCAAUUCUUUGUUUUCUAUCGUCUCCACAAAAAUGUCCACCGAGACUUACAAGGCUAUCCUUAAAAUUGCUGUCAUUUCACUUUCUGGUGGGCCAUACCCGCCCAAAUUUGGUGAUACCUCCAUUGAUAUCCAUCUUCCACUUUAUCAAAGUCUUGUUACAUAUUUGGAUGUAAUCGAUGUGUUCACUGCCAAAUUGUACUUGUCUGACACCAAAAUCUUACUUAAUUCCAUUAGAUUGGUUAACGAGCUCAUAAACAAGGCAUUAAGGUUCAAGUAUGAUCGUAUCAUUACCUUGACUGGUCGUCUUAAGCAUGUCAAGUUUUUCUCUACUGUGGGGAACUUGAUUGAGACCACGGAUGCAUUGAUCUUGGAGGCCAUCACUGCUUUAGAGGAGACCUACUUCAACUUGAACGAGUAUCUCAGCAAGACCCACUUCGAGAUGUCAUACGUAUCGCACCAGGUGAUGUUAACCAAUUUAUUCAUUUUCUUGGAUGUUUCUUUGAAUGAAUUUGGUACCCCUGCUUCUACAGAAGAGUACGUGAAAGCUGGCUUCAGCUCUAAUCCCAGAAAGUUUGUUGUUGACAAUUUCACCAUUUUGUUGGCCAUGGACUUGAAGGUCUUCUUGAAGGAUCCGAACAUCACGUUCAAAAAGAAGUUUCAUGAGGAAUUGAUCAUGAGUGACCACCACAGAACCUUUCCUUUGUAUUUGUUCAUCAGAAAGUGUACAGAUCUUUGGCUCCGCAUUUUUCAUCAGAAGAAAAGAUACCCCCGCAUCAACGGUCAUAUUUUAUCGUGGGAGCUCAUGAUUUACUACUCCAUGAACAACUGUUUGCUCUUGUGGCAAAACACAAAGUCAAAUUUGGAGAAUCCAGAGGACAUUGAGGGUAUUAUUCAGUUGCUUGAAUCCAAUGUCGAGUUUUUGGAGGAGGCUCUUGCAUCCAACCCAAGCAUUGAAGAAUGUCUCGAGGUAUUUACUGCCAGAUCCACAGAGGAUAUUAGACAUGCGCAAUUCCUUGAAACAAAGAGAGUGCACUCUGACUUGUGGAGACCACGCUUUCACGAAUUUGACCGUAAUUUGGCUCAGGAAGUCAAAGAUUUCGUGUGUGAGCAAAGAGUGAUGCAAUUGCUAAAAGGUUCGUGGGUUCACACAGAAUCACACGCAGACCGACUCUUCAAGAAUACCCCGAGACUGCCCACAGGCAAAAAUUAUUACUUUAUUAUCUUGAGUCCUAACAGACGCUCCCUUUACUACAAAGAAUUUUCGGCAAUUGCCACAAACAAGCCCUCAUAUGAGGAGAUGGAGAGCCAGUCUAUAAACUUGAGAGAGAUUGCUGAGUUGAAGUCGAUAAGAAUUGGAAACCUGGUAGGUGAAGCUGAUAAGGCCAAAAACUCGAUGUUGAUUUCAGUGAAGGGUACUAUUUCGUAUGAAAAGAUAAUUCUUUUGGACAAGUUCGGAAAGCCGCUUUUGAGCUUUUACACAGACUCUGAAGACAAUAAGGCUGUGUGGCUAGAUGGUUUGAAGAUGUUGAAAGGAUUGGCCGAUGGUAAGCAUCUUUCUGCUGAAACGUCGCUGCAACUCACAUCCUUGCAAGAGAUCAGAAGAAACACACAGUUACUUGUUUUAGAAGGAAAGCAAUUUACAUCUGUGGCCCCUGACAGUGAAGACUCAGAUGACGAAGAUUACUACGACUUGGUGGAGUUGACCAACGUGCUGGAGGGCUUUCACUUCGUGUAA
Messenger RNA from Sungouiella intermedia, 1995 nucleotides. The record is from the annotation of a GenBank genome assembly. NCBI's taxonomy places the organism in Eukaryota, Fungi, Ascomycota, Pichiomycetes, Serinales, Metschnikowiaceae.